ACGACGACGAGGACAACAAAUUAUAAAUUAAAUAAAUUAAGAGAUCAGGCGAGGAUUCCGAAUAGUCACUACCCUUUGAAGGCGUGGUACAACACCCUCAUAGAGCUCAUCAGAUCCGCUCAGUUGGAACACCAGAUUGGUAACAAUAGCCAGGCUUUUGUCUUGUGGUUGAGAGCUGCAGGCGUCGCUGACAUCCUAUCAAAACACCCAGAGCUCAGAUCCAGACGUGAUCAGCUAUCCUCACAAAUUACGACAUUUCUAUCUACCAACGUACCUUUAAUCAUAGAAUCAGCUGGCACUCUAGAGGCUAUCCUUAGAUCCGAGUUGGAUUUCUCUUAUCAAUCUGACGACGACUACAAUAGACCCUCAACUAGCAACAAUUAUGCUGAUAAUUGGGAAGUUAUCCCUUCCGCCAUACCCAAUAAUACUUCAAUUGAAACGAUCGACCCUCACAAACUAUACAAGUACCUUUCGAGUACCACUUUUGGUGAUUUAGCCACACUCCUCCUCGAUUGUCGCCCUUUGGAUGACUACAAGCGGCGGCGCAUCAAUUUACAUCCACCAGGUGGAAAAGGUAGAGCAGGCGUUGUCUGGAUUGAUCCAAAUUCUCUCACUCCUGAUCUCACCCCGGCAACCCUCGAAAGGAUCGUGAAGUCAAGCUCCAGUCGUGGUCACUCGGUCUUUCAAAAAAGAAGCCUAUUUGAAUGCGUCGUGAUAUUUGACAACGACUCGGGGGCUACGAUUCCUCCUACCCUUACGAGAUUAGCUGAUAACCUUCACGAUUUACAGCAUCCUCCAGUUGUUCUCAAAGGUGGUUUUCAAGCAUAUGAGAAACUCAUAGGCGACGUCGGCGUUGAAGAUACUGGAUCAUCGUCAAACUCACGAAAGAGAUUCGAAGUACCAACCCCAGAGUUACUCGCCAAUGCAGGAAGGAGUGUUUCGGCAGCCCCUGAUAUUGGUAAACGUAACUCCAGUGUACUUAUGCAAUCACCAUCAUAUCAAUCAAACCAGUCAAUUGAUUACCUAUCCUAUCAACCACCUCCACAGCCAGCUUCACAAGUACUUGUCACCGAUCGGUCGCAAUUGCCUACACCUCCGAUACCAUCCCGCCGUCCACCUCACACCCGCAGACGGAGUGAUCAAGUUGACACAGAACCUUACUCUGGCUAUAGGCCUCGCCUUUCUAUUGAUUAUCCAAGUAUAUCAAAAGACCAAUCAAUCAUGAGAACUUCCACAAGUACACCAAAGUUACCUCCACCAACGGCUCAGCCAUUGUCGCCUGCUACCAAUGGUGGUUUACAAUUUAAUUACCCAACUCAGAAUACUCAAGAGGCUGUUAAGAAUCAACAACAUCUUUUUAAAGCUAGUUAUUGGCAUGGUGAUGUCACCGGUUUAACAGGAUUGAAAAAUCUUGGUAAUACCUGCUACAUGAAUUCAACACUACAAUGCUUAUCAGCAACGAUACCCUUCGCUCGUUUCUUCACAAGUGGUGUAUGGAGACGUUUCGUAAAUCAUAAUAACAAAAUGGGUAUGCAGGGACGCCUGGCGGAGUCAUUUUCUCAGAUUUUGACUCAUAUGUGGCGUGAACAAUACACAUUCAUUAGUCCAAUGACGUUUAGAAAGAAUAUAUGCACCUUUGCAAAUCAGUUCAUAGGUACUGAUCAACAUGACGCUCAGGAAUUUUUGUCUUUCCUCCUUGAUGGUCUUCAUGAGGACCUCAUGGUUGGCGAAGGACAAAAGCCGACGGAGGAUACCAACAAUGAUGCCCUUGAGUCAUUGCCUACACCCCUUGGUUCAGAAAGAGAAUGGAAGCGAUAUAAGCAAAUGAAUGAUAGUGUAAUAGUAGAUUACUUCCAAGGACAGUUUAGGAAUAGAAUGGAAUGUAUGAGUUGUCAUAAAACAAGCACAACUUACAACUCUUUCAUGUAUUUAUCACUUCCAGUUCCAACGAAGAAACUCAAAGGUAGUGUCUCCUUGACUACCUGUUUGGACUCCUUUCUCAAAGAUGAAGUUAUGGAGAAGGAUAACGCAUGGAAUUGUCCAAAUUGUAAAGUAGCAAGAAAGUCAAUAAAAAGAUUAUCAAUUGCUCGCCUUCCACCUAUCCUUCUAAUUCAAUUAAAACGCUUCUCAUUCAAUGGACCAUUCAGUGAUAAAAUUGAAACAUUGGUGACAUACCCCCUCAAGAAUUUUAACCUUACACCGUACACACCUCACAUGGCGAAUCAAUAUUAUGGAAUUACGAACAAAGAUGAUCCAACACUUCAACAUCCGCCAUUUAUUUAUGAACUUUAUGGCGUUACAAACCACUAUGGUAGCCUUCAAUCUGGACAUUACACUGCUAAU
This is a messenger RNA of Wallemia mellicola CBS 633.66, 2343 nucleotides long. RefSeq names its product cysteine proteinase. The transcript has 3 exons. The annotation marks the transcript as partial. NCBI's taxonomy places the organism in Eukaryota, Fungi, Basidiomycota, Wallemiomycetes, Wallemiales, Wallemiaceae. The record is from RefSeq and is a predicted model, not a curated record. Gene Ontology annotation, biological process: protein deubiquitination. Gene Ontology annotation, molecular function: cysteine-type deubiquitinase activity.